AUUGUUUUAAUUUAACCACCUGUGGAUAUAGCAAACCAAAGAAAUGUCCGAAACUAUAUCCUAUUCCUCCUGGUGGACUGAUAAAAGGGAAUGUUAACAAGACAUUAUUUCAUGAUGUAAAUCUAGUAAUGACACAUGUAUCAUACAAUAUUUCUAACAUUUUAUCCACUUAUGUUAAUCACUGUGAUAAAAAUGACAAGACAUAUGCAUGGCUACAGUCACGAAUCGAUGAUUUAAUUUCUGAUUACAAAAACAGACUUGCCGUGCAAAUCUCACCUGCACGCUCGAAACGAGACCUGCUCGGAAACAUAGCGGGUCUCUUCGGCUCCAUUAAUUCCAUUGCCAACAACUACAAAAUAACCAAACAAUCACAAUACUCAACAUGGUUGGCAAACCAGGUGGCCACUGGUUUUCAGCAUAUCACAAAUAGCAAUGAAAAUAUCAUAAAAGCGGUUCGAUCUGAAGCGCAGGCGCUUCUUGCGAUCAGCCACACAUUAUUCAAUCAGACCCGUACCAUCGAACGUGACUUAGCCUGUAGGACAUAUGCACAAGAUCUAUUCACUGCUGCUAGACAAGAAAUCCUAGAUCUUCGUCUGUACAAGACACCUAGACAUGUUUUAAUUGACCUCAUAGAGAUCUUAGAUCUACAUAGGUGGUAUGAAUCAGAAAAAAUGAAAAAUGUAAGGUAUUCUGAACUACUAUCCACCAUAAUGAUGUUUACAGGAAAUGAAUGUAAUGGAUGUAUUGGGUUUUUCGUCAGUUUUCCUUUGAUACACCCAGAUCAGGUUUUUCCAAAUUCCACUACCAUACGCUCUAUGGGCGUGGUAGUGAAGGAUCAGGUAAUUAAAUGGGAUCACCUCACUGGAUACAUGACACAAAAGGGUAAUGAGACCUUGUUUACCAGUCGCACAUGUUGCCAUGAAACACACAAUUAUGUUAUCUGUACAUGUAACACCUUGCAACCUUUCUCCCCCAAUGACACAAAACUUAUAAAUGUUCAGACACUGCAUGGUUACUAUGAUGUUAUCCAGGUGUCACAUUCACAGUGGUGCGUGGUCAGUGAGAUGAACUCUUUUACCUACGGAGGACUGGCCUGCUCUGCUAAUCACUCGUUUUGCUUGGAAGUGACAGAGGACUUUUCGAUGGGUCAAGUCAACAUUUUAGGAAGAGUGCCACUGGACACAGAGACCUCACCAUGGUGGGAUGACACUUUCUAUGAACAAAGUACCCAAGCUGUGGUUGACACGAUGGAGCUAACACAAAGACUGAUCCUGCAAACUGAAUACCACCUCAACCAAGCGCAGGUUGAGAUUAACCUGGCACGAAAGACUGCACAACUGUUAUCCAGUUCAUCCACUCGGUCGGCACAGUACACAUACACCUGGUGGGACUGGGUGUUCCGGGGGUGUGCCAUUGGCAGUGCCCUGAUCUUCACCUUCACCAUUUUCCAGUGUUGUUACUUCAGGCAUCUCGUCCAAUCUACACAGGAAUCCACACACGCUGCCCUUGCCCUCAGCCCACUGCAGAUACCUGUGUUCCAAAGACUCUAAAAAAAAAAAAAAAAAAAAAAAUCUUUGCUUUGUCUGACCCCGCAGGUACCCUAUUACAAUUCGCCCGCGGGGCCAAGCGGGGAAAUACUGUAAGAAUUUUGAUUGAUCUUGACCAAAAGGUCAGCCCUUCCUGGGAACACAGCAUGGAUGCCCGAGAGUGCAGUGUGUGUGCCCUGUAGGUGCCCGAGGCAGCAAGGACAUCAAAAGAGAACUUUUGCAACACAACAACUUUCCUCCGGGACUCACGGCAGGGGACCAAGACCCCCAAAACACCCCUCUCGGGAACCAGAACUGUAUAUCGAUUACAGGAGACUCCCUGGAGAGUUACACUUGAUUUUCAAACACCACAUCUCCAUACAAAUGAUGGACCUGCAGACAAAUGUCUGACUCCUCUAC
Paramisgurnus dabryanus is the source of this 1946-nucleotide messenger RNA. The record is from RefSeq and is a predicted model, not a curated record. Lineage: Eukaryota; Metazoa; Chordata; Actinopteri; Cypriniformes; Cobitidae.